Saxophila tyrrhenica is the source of this 3465-nucleotide messenger RNA. RefSeq lists its product as uncharacterized. Gene Ontology annotation, biological process: regulation of transcription by RNA polymerase II. The coding region runs from base 1 to 3465 and encodes 1154 amino acids. The transcript is spliced from 2 exons. Gene Ontology annotation, cellular component: MOZ/MORF histone acetyltransferase complex. Lineage: Eukaryota; Fungi; Ascomycota; Dothideomycetes; Mycosphaerellales; Extremaceae. The record is from RefSeq and is a predicted model, not a curated record.
AUGGCGCUCGCAGUCUCGCCACCACGCAAUACACGCACGCCAGGCCGCCCUCGCCGUACCCCCUCGAUCACCGCGGCCACAGAGCCUCCCCAGAAGAGGCGCAAGUACGUCGCAGGCGGACCUGGUGGCGGCGGCAGAUGGCUUGACAGCGAUGGCAAUCCGGUGGCGAAUGGUGGCGAAGGUGGAAGGAGGAGCGUAGCUCGCACAGCGCCGCGGGCAAGAGUCGCGAGGAUGAACUCUGCGAACAGCGCGCAGCGUGGUGGAGCUGAAGAGGGCGAGACACCCACGGCCACGAGGUCAGCGAUGCAGACACGACCGCGCAGAGAGAGGCCAGAGAGGUACGCGCCCCAGCCAACGACGCCAAGACCACGGUACAGCAGUAGUGCUGCGGCCGCUGCAGCUGCCAGUCAGGCAAGUGAUGGGUACAAGCCGCGAGAGGAGAGGAGCUGGGAAGACUUCCACCCGGAUCUGGAGAUUGAUCUCGCGCUGCCGAUAUACACGGCCGACGAGGUGGAUGGGCGCAUAAGCCGGAAGGAUCCCAAGCUGCUCCAACGGGCUAACAGCAUGCUAUCAGACAUCAAGCCUACAGUCAACGGCGAUCUGGAAAUGCGGGAUGCAGAAGACAGAUCAGAGGCCCAGGAAAUCAUUGUCACCCCUAUGAAGCGCAAGCCAGGGCGACCACCGCGCAGGCCGGAGUCCAUGCUCAGCGGCCUGGGUUCGCCGCCAGCCCCAAGAAUCAUGCCAUUACCUACACACAACCCGAAGGAACGGUUGAAUCUGCCGAAACCGUCAUACCGGCAGUAUAACCACUUCCUGCAAUACGAAGAGAACCAGCAAGAGAACAAGAAGAACUACGUGGACCGCACCAUGGCCAACGUAGGUUACCAGGAGAGCGACCGUUUCGAGCUGCCGCCAAAGGUGCUUGUCCGCUUGACUGAAGCAGGGCAAGUAGAAGACGAAGCAGAAGUCAGCUUGCGGCUAGAGAGUGACAGCCCAGCUGAAAUUUCACAGUCAGCGCCGGUCGUUGGCAAAGUGGAGUACGACAUGGACGAGCAGGACGUAGCGUGGCUGGAAGGAAUCAACGAACUCCGCAAGUCAGAAGGGGUUGAUGCGAUCAAGCCUGCGAUCUUCGAAAUCACCAUGACACAGAUCGAAAAGGAAUACCACGCACUUGAGAAGCGUAUUCCGAAACCACAGCCUCGCCACGCCCAGCUGCAUCGUCCUCGGUCAAGCUCUCAAGCAGCUGUAAACGGGGACCCAAAUCCGCCGGGAGAUGAGCCAGAUAGUAAAUGCGCCAUCUGCGACGACGGAGACUGCGAGAAUGCCAACGCCAUCAUCUUCUGUGAUGGUUGCGAUCUGGCAGUGCAUCAAGAGUGCUAUGGCGUGCCCUUCAUUCCAGAAGGACAGUGGUUCUGUCGCAAGUGCAAGGAGAUUGGCCGAGGAACUCCAACCUGCAUCUUUUGUCCCAACGUUGAUGGCGCCUUCAAGCAGACUAACACUCUACGCUGGAGCCAUUUACUCUGUGCCCUCUGGAUUCCCGAAGUUACGGUUGCGAACAUGACCUUCAUGGAACCCAUCGCCGACGUCGACAAAGUCCCGAAAGGCAGAUGGAAGCUCCACUGCUACAUCUGCAACCAGCGAAUGGGUGCUUGCAUUCAAUGCGGCAACAAAGCCUGCUACCAAGCCUUCCAUGUCACAUGCGCCCGUCGCGGCAAGCUUUUUCUUAAGAUGAAAAGCCAGCAUCAGCAGGGUCUUGACACGACGGCAUUGAAAGCUUUCUGCGACAAGCACGUUCCCCCGGAAUGGCGUCGUACCCACGACACGGACACGGCUGUCGCGGAGGCGAAGCGGUGGUACCGGCAUGCCAUGAAGGAUCGAAGGUGGGCGGACAGCCAAACUGCAGCACUCGAGUUGGGCGCACCAGCACCCCCAGAUGGCGGACUAGCGGGUGAAGACGACACUAUCGCUGUUACGAAACGACGAAAGAACCAGCCACCUAAGCAGUACUGGCGUCUUCCGUCUGGAGCACCAGUCGUGCCGUCGGUCGUCUUCGACACCGUCGAAGCGAGUCUAACGCGCUUUACUAUCCGCAAACGCAAGGAGUUUGUGGAGCGAGUGUGUAGGUACUGGACACUCAAGCGAGAGGCGAGACGUGGUGCGGCGCUGCUCAAGCGUCUUCAACUGCAGCUGGAGAGCUUCUCAAGCAUGGAGAUCACCAGGAGGAAUUUUGCUGGCAUGGGCGCCGCUGGUCGACCGAGACUCGCGAGGCGUAUCGAGUUUGGCGGGUUGUUGCAGAACGAUAUGCAGCAGGUGGAGGAGUUGUGCAAGUUGGUGAGGGUGAGGGAAGAGUUGAGGUUGCAGGAGGUGGAGCUGCUGAAGGAAUUGGUGGACACGGUCUACUUUCCUAUUCCGAAGUUGUUGGUACCGAUAUUGCAGAAAGCUCGGAAACUCGACGAAAAGACCGCGCUCUUCCGCCCUGGCCUCGAGGACCUCGCGACCAAGCUUCGCGAACGCUAUUUCACCUCGGUUGCCGACUUCUCCUCUCAACUCGCUGCUGUGCUUUCGAACCCUUUCGCAACUCCCGCCGAAGACGAUACAACCGACACUGACCUUACGACCAUCGCCACCCGCCUCUCUCAAAGCAAGCCCGGAUCAGCAGAGCAUGCCGACUUUUCAACCGAGCAGAAAGAGGCCAAGAAGCUCGCCAAGCGCAUUCUCAAAGCGGUUAAGGAGCCUUUGGAAGACGCAACGCGGCGGGAGGCAGAGCUGCGCGGUAAGGAAGUGGAGGAGGAGUUGAGGAAACUGGAAGAGAUGAGCAUGUUCGCCAGUGCGACCAGGGAUUCAAUGAACGGCGUCGGCAAGUUGGCGGAAGACACUGUCGAGGACGAGGAAGCCGUCGCAGGUGCGUCGCCCGGGGACGUAGCAAUGGCCGACGCAGAAGACGCAACUGACGCGCGCAAUGCCGAAGAAUCCGAACCACUCCGCUCCUCGCCGCGCCGCAAAAAGUCCACUCCCGCGAGCGAAACAGCCAACAGCCGCGCUUCCUCCUCCCACGCCACCAAGGAUAAGCAACCCCAGAUCCUCACGAACGGCAAAGCGCCCCUCUCACCACCCCAAUCCACCUCACCCACCGCCUCCGGACCUAGCGCCGCUGCGGGGAUAGAUCCCUCAGACGUCUUCGCCAACGGUGGCGUACCCUGGUAUCUCCACCCCUUCGACCCGGUCGGCACGACGGUGCAUGAGGAAAGGUACACGGGGCGGGAGGUGCUGAGGGGUAUGUCGGAGGAGCUGAGCGAUAUGGACGAGGAUACGUUGACGGAGUUGGGCGGGAGUGGGUUUGGGGAGAUGAUGAUGGGGACGCCGGUGCAGGGGAAGGGAGAGGCUGAGGGGGCGAAGGAGGUGGUGAGGAAGAAAGUGCCGAAGAGGAAGGGGAGGAGGAAUGCUUGGGAUAGGAGGCGGAGGUAG